Molecule: messenger RNA, 801 nt
Organism: Aspergillus chevalieri
Lineage: Eukaryota; Fungi; Ascomycota; Eurotiomycetes; Eurotiales; Aspergillaceae
Product: putative peroxidase
Exons: 4
Coding region: 1-801 (266 amino acids)
Molecular function (GO): peroxidase activity
Source: RefSeq, a predicted model, not a curated record
AUGAAGGUCUCUAUUGUUUCUACCAUUCUUUCUGCUGCCCUGGCUACAGCAAGCCCUCACUUUGGUAUGGCUUCGCUAGAUAACUGGAAGCCCGCCGGCCACGGUGACUUCCGCGGUCCCUGUCCCAUGCUAAACACGCUAUCCAACCAUGGCUUCCUCCCACACGAUGGCCGCAACCUCACUCGUGAAGUCGUUAUCAAGGGUUUGUCGGAGGGAUUGAACUUCAACGCCUCGUUGGGAAGUUUGAUGUUUGACAUGGCGCUGGUUGCGAAUCCGGAGCCAAAUGCUACUUACUUUACCUUGGACAACCUUAACCGGCACAACGUGCUCGAGCACGAUGCAAGCAUGAGCCGCUCCGACGCCUACUACGGCAACAACCACGUCUUCAACUCCACCAUCUUCGACAAAACAAAAGCCUACUGGAAGAAGCCCGUUCUUGACGCCACGAUGCUCGCCAAUGGCAAGUUGGCGCGGCAGAUCCAGUCGCGCGCGUCGAACCCGAACUACACAUUUACCUCUUCGAUGGAGGAGUUCAGUCUGGGCGAGGUUGCGGCGCCGGUUAUUGCGUUUGGGGAUAUUCAGCAUGGCAGAGUCAAUCGGUCGCUGGUGGAGUAUUUCUUUGAAAAUGAACGUCUGCCCGCUGAGCUUGGCUGGACUAGGCCUGAAAAGGUCAUCAGUCUGGAGGAUAUUUCCAAGGUAACGGAGAUGAUUCGGAACGCUACUAGCCUGAUUACGCCGAGCAAGUCGGAUUCCGGUUCGGGGUCGACUAAGCGAGAUUUGCAUGGGGGGAUGUUUAGGUGA